AUGUGGAGAUUUUCAAUUGGGUUGCUAUACGACCUGAUUUUUAUGGUAAUAUGGUUUUGUGUACAAUUACAAUGGAAAGUUUUUAUUUUUCUCUUGGGACCAUGCAGAAUGAUAAUAAGCACAUUUACUGACUCAAUUCCUAUAUGGUUGGAUGAUAAAUAUCAACUUCAUGAUGAUUAUAAAAUUUUAUCUUAUUCAAGUACGGAAAUUUUAGCAUAUAUUAGGUCUGUGAGGAAAAAUGAAUUUCAUGGUUGGGAUAUUUUUACUCAAAAUGUCUUCUUACAACCAGAUAGCCUACUAUUGAUUUAUAUUAGGCCCCUAGCCUAUCAAAAGGGUCAAUAUCAAUUAGAGACAUAUACUUAUAAAGAUAUAUACGAAUUCGUACUCCGAUUGAGUUAUGUUUUACAUUUUCAAUAUUCGAUAUGCCCAGGUGAUCGUAUCGGAAUUAUUUUUACAAAUAAGCCUCUAUUUAUCUUGUUAUGGUUAGCAUUAUGGAAUAUUGGUGCAUUGCCCGUUUGCUUUGAAAGUAGUAAAGAGGAUUAUCAGUUAUUAGAAGAAUCAAUAAAAUUGUCAAGUAUUUCACAAUUAUUUAUUGACCCAGAAUUAAGUUCUUUUAUUAGAAAAAUUACUAAUACUUCGAAAUUAAGAUCGAUUAAAUUUAAUAAUAUUCAUGAGCAAGAUUUAAUGAAAAUCUUAUUGAGUCCAAAUUCACCAAUUUUUUUACAAAAUCAAACGAAGAGAAAUUCCAAAUUAGGGAAUGACUUAAAUAGUGGAAUUAUAUUUAUUAAAUAUUCAAAUUUAAAUGUACCACCAUCACAAAUUAAGAUACGAUUGAAAAAUAUUUCUUGGAGAAAGAUUGGAUUAAGCUAUAAAUUGUUUAGUAAUAUCCUAAAGAUUGAUCAUAAAAGUAUAGUAUUUACAACUGUGCCAUUAUACCAUGCAAGAUCAUCUAUGUUAUGUGUUUGGACUACUAUAUUACAAGGUGGUUGUACUGCAAUUGGCCAUUCAUUUACCACAAACACUUUUUGGAAGCAAGUAUUUAUGACUCAGGCAACUCAUAUCCAGUACUCUGGUGAAUUAUGCAGAUAUUUGCUAAAUACUCCACCUUCCACGUAUGAUAAUUUACAAAAAACUCAAAUUGCUUACGGUACUGGAUUAAGAAAAGAUAUUUGGAUGAAAUUUAAAAAUAGAUUUCAUAUUCAAUCCAUCGGAGAGUAUUACGAAAAAUUUGAUGAUAAUUCAAUUUUGACACCCAUUAAUUUCCAAUCAAAUGAACGAAAUAUAGGUUCUUGUAGAAGCCAUGGAUUAUUAUUGACGUUUAUUUUAUCAUUUUCUCAUAAAAUGAUUGAUAUCUCUCAAAUCGAGUAUUCAAAUAAAGAAUAUAAUAAUGGCUCUAAUUCUUCCAUUUCUGUUUCUACAGAUAAUUCUAAUGUUUUUGAAAUAGAAAUAAACCAUUACAAAAAUAUUAUACGGCAGAAUCAAAAUAAAAAAUUACAGACUGGUAAUCCAUCAUGGUUAAUAACACAUGUAUUUUCACCUACACAAAAGAAGGAAGCUUUAAAAAACCAUCAACACCCAGAAAAUAAUAUUUCAAAUGAUAAAGAAUAUCAAUCCGACUUAAUCUUAUCAAAUCUGUUUAAUUAUAAUGAUAUGUGGAUAAAAAAUUCAGAUAUUUUCACUAUUGAUAGAAUAAAUAAAUCUUGGUAUUUACAGGAUACAAACCAGAAUGAAUUUUUUAUUAAUAAUCAGUUAAUUCUAUCUAUUAAAAUUGAAGAUGAAUUUUAUAAUUAUGGAUAUAAAAAUAUUUUUCAAGUUAUAAUUAUUGGUAAACAAAUUCAAGAAAAAUUGUUUAAUGUUGCAUAUAUUAAAUUAAAUAAUCAUCCAGAAGACAGAAAGGGGAAAACUAAAAACUUGGCACACAUGGAACAAACUAUCGAAAAUUUCCUUAACAGUAUAAGACAUCAAUUAGCAAAAAGAUUACUUCCAGAAGAAAUACCUCAGUUUAUAAAAAUUGUCGAUGAGUUCAAAUUAACUGAUGAUUAUUUCAUCUCUAAGGAGUAUUAUAAAUUACAAGAGGAAUUUCCAUUCGGUAGUAUGAAACGUUGGAAUGAGUUAAUUUCUCUUAAUGACGAAAAUAAUGAAAAAGUAUUUAGGUUAAAUCAGGUACGGUACUUAUACAAAUUGACAUCAUGA
Messenger RNA from Henningerozyma blattae CBS 6284, 2193 nucleotides. RefSeq lists its product as uncharacterized. The transcript has a single exon. Lineage: Eukaryota; Fungi; Ascomycota; Saccharomycetes; Saccharomycetales; Saccharomycetaceae. The coding region runs from base 1 to 2193 and encodes 730 amino acids. The record is from RefSeq and is a predicted model, not a curated record. Gene Ontology annotation, molecular function: long-chain fatty acid-CoA ligase activity; long-chain fatty acid transmembrane transporter activity.